Lytechinus pictus (painted urchin) is the source of this 2622-nucleotide messenger RNA. RefSeq names its product heparan sulfate glucosamine 3-O-sulfotransferase 5-like. Gene Ontology annotation, molecular function: sulfotransferase activity. Bases 465 to 1682 code for a protein of 405 amino acids. The transcript is spliced from 2 exons. The record is from RefSeq and is a predicted model, not a curated record. NCBI's taxonomy places the organism in Eukaryota, Metazoa, Echinodermata, Echinoidea, Temnopleuroida, Toxopneustidae.
GGAGAAUAAAUUCGCUCUUGCAUAGAACACCCCAAUCCCUUCUCGCCCUCGAAAUAUCAUUUGGCUUAGUGCUGCCCGAGAAGACUCUCAUAUUGAAGGUUUAUCGUCAACACAAAUCUUAAUUCCCUGUUUGUUGCUAUACAGAUUCGCUUUGUUAGUUUCCAUUGGUAAAAACGGAUUCUUGUUUGCAUUUGAAAGCCUAGCUCUGCACGCAACAAAGAUCUAUAUUUACCAACCAAACCAGGACAGUCUUGCGAGACCACUAUGUAACUUGCCUAUCUUCGAGAUAACGAUGCUGUGGCUGGUACAGAUCUGUUCACUUUCUCCUAUUUGUUCCCUGUCUUUUUUCCCCUCUUGUGCAUUGGACUAUGUUUUGCAUCUGAAUAGUAUUAAGUGUGCCUAAACAAUGGAAUAACCAUCUGUGUCAUAAUUCUUACCGAGAUAAGGAUAGACUCAAGUUGAAGAUGGACGAAAGAGGCUUCUGUGGUAGACAGCGAACAAGUUCAUUAGGAAAUAUGCUACGAGAUACUUUCAGGAAAAAUCACAAAAUCGCUAUAAUUGUCAUCAUGGUACUUGUGGUAGCACUUUACUUGUUUCCUCCAACUCAUAUCGUGUCAAAGAAAACUAGCGAAGGGGAACUGGGUCAGAGAAACGUAGGAGAUAGUCCAUUAUGGCAGGAAAGGGGAAGAAAUAAAACGGAGCCUAAGAAAUUAUACGUUAGACAUCCAUCAGUAAUAAAGAAUAUCCGCAAGAAAAGCCAGAGGUACAGGCCUAAGUCUAGAACUAAAAUAAAACCAUCAAGGAUAUUUUACGGUGACUGUUACGCUUAUUCAUCUGAAGGAGCAAGGGUUCUGCCAUUAGAAGUUUUGAAACGUCAUGGAUGCGAGAAGCGCCUUCCAAAAGCCAUGGUAAUAGGGAUUAAGAAAUGUGGUACGAUGACUCUAACUCACUACCUUUCACUUCAUCCUAUGGUAGUCAUUCGAGGAGAAGUAAGUGUUCCUCAAGGAACAUGCCUUAAUGCUGAUGAUAUUGGAAAAUGGCGAGAGCAGAUGCAAUGGUCUAGCCCAAGAAUGGUUCCUAUGAUCGGUAAGCCCAUUAACAUGGCAAACGGUACGUUCGAAUUGUUAAAAUAUCUGCUGGAUAGUAACGCUAAAACGAUCAUGAUAAUCCGUGACCCGGUCGUUCGUGCUGUCUCUGAUCAUGUCCACACAGCUGGCAUACUAUCCAAAAGUACAGCGAGGACAAAAGUUCAAUCGUUUGAAAACACAGUAAUUAACCAUUGGACAGGACAAAUCAAUGAGGACAUUCCUUAUGUUGUGAAAGGAAGAUACGUUGAAAAAUUUCGAACGACAUUGAGGCAUUUUGGACGCGACCGAAUCCUUAUUCUUGAUGGCGAAGCCUUUGUUCAGGAUCCUCUUCCCAUCAUGAUACAAACGGAAAUAUUUCUUGGUCUUCCGCCAUUUUUCGAGAGAAAACAUUUCAUCCAAAACCCAAAGACAGGGUUCUACUGUGCAAAUGUUCCCCAGAGACCAAACUACAAGUGUGCGAAUCCUAAAAUAAAAGGGCGCCCUCACCCUGAAAUACGUGAAGUUAUAUCAAAGAAGCUAUAUGAUUAUUACCGUCCAUAUUCUAUGGAAUUCAUGAAAGAAGCAAACGUUUCCUUCAAGUGGCUAUUACAGUAAUCCAUUAGAAACAUUGGAAUAAAGACACACUGAAAUUGUUGAAUCAUUGUAGAUUAUUUGAUAAGGAUCUCACCUUGUAACUCCACUUCGUGAAGACAUGAUUAGAUAUUACUCCAAACAUGAUUCUUACCAAUGAAAUUACUCAAAUUAAUUUUUAUUCGAAAUUCUUGAUGAAAUAAACAUUAAAUCAACCCUUACCAGUUUCAACAAAUACAAAAACCACGUUUGUUUAGCUAGAAUUAAGAUUGUUUAAAGAUAAAAAAAAAACGAAACCAUGAAGUUAAGACGAAUUACAAAAUGAUUUAUAAAUACAUGUAUGUUUAUUCCGAUUUUUGUUAAAUGGUGUGAUGACAUGUAUGUGUUGCGAUGCAUAUCAAUUUGCAGCAUGAAUGUUCUGAAUAUAUAUUGUGUCAAUCAUUAAAGUAAUAGAAAUAAUGUUCUGGGGAAUUAUACCCCAAAAUACUUGUGUGCAACAUAUCUAAAGGAUUUCAUACAAACUUUGUAUUGUUUUUUUGUUAGUUUUAUACUUGAUAUGAAGCUAUUAACGUACAUAUCUCACUUAUGAUUUUUUUUCAUAUCGGCUCACAAAACGAAAUAUAUCUCUUAAAAUAUUUUUAGUGAUUGUAAUAUGUGUUUUUGAAGUAUAUUAUCGACCCAUCUCAAUGAGAAUGAACUCAGUGAAAACGUUAGUGUUAACAUGCAUGCAAAUAUAUACUGUAUUAGGAUAUCAACAUAGAAUAGCGGUAAGAGCGAUCUGUUAUAUUCUGUUUUUAAGUGUGACGAUUCGUAAUAUGGAAAAAAUAAGUUUUCGAUUAUUUCGCAAUACAAUGUACUUUAAUUUCAAACUAAAAGCAUUACAUGUAAAUAAAUUCUAGUUUCUUCUUAUUUUAAUAACUCAAUCAUAAAGAGAUAUUUGCAAUAAAUCCCCACCUCUCAAAUG